Molecule: messenger RNA, 1566 nt
Organism: Vicia faba (fava bean)
Lineage: Eukaryota; Viridiplantae; Streptophyta; Magnoliopsida; Fabales; Fabaceae
Source: the annotation of a GenBank genome assembly
AUGAAAUCAAAUUCCUUUGCAGUGAUGAUGAAUUUGUUAGGUGCAGUUUUACUGGUGGCAGCACUAGUUUCUUGUGUUGCUAAUGCACUGACCAAAAGUGAUUUCCCUGCUCACUUCUUGUUUGGUGCUUCAACUUCUGCUUAUCAGGUUGAAGGUGCAGCAAAAGAAGAUGGCAGGAAGCCAAGCAUAUGGGAUACCUUUGCACAUGCUGGCAAUGGUGGACUAUACAAGGGAGAUGGUGACAUUGCAUGUGAUCAAUAUCACAAAUAUAAGGAUGAUGUCAAACUCAUGGCUAAAAUGGGCUUAGAUGCCUACAGAUUUUCCAUAUCAUGGUCAAGACUUUUUUCAGAUGGAAAAGGGCCAAUAAAUCCUGAGGGAUUGGAGUAUUACAACAACCUUAUCAAUGAACUAGUGAGCCAAGGAAUCCAACCACAUGUUACAAUGUAUCAUUGGGAUCUACCACAAGCACUUGAAGAUGAAUAUGGAGGAUGGGUUAGCCGAAAAAUUAUAAAAGACUUCACAGCAUAUGCUGAUGUAUGCUUUAAAGAGUUUGGAGAUAGAGUUAAACAUUGGACUACAGUGAAUGAAGGAAAUGUGUGUUCAAUUGGAGGCUAUAGUGAAGGAUUAUUACCACCUCAAAGGUGUUCGUCUUCCUCUAAAGUUAACUGCUCCAAAGGCAAUUCUUCAACAGAACCAUACUUGGUAACUCAUCAUAUGUUGUUAGCACAUGCAUCAGCUGCAAAACUGUAUAGAACGAAGUACAAGGCCAAGCAAACGGGAUUUAUUGGUUUUAAUCUUCUUGUUUUUGGUUUUGUUCCACUAACAAACACUAGUCAAGACAUAAUUGCCGCUCAAAGAGCCCGAGAUUUUUAUAUUGGGUGGUUUCUGAAUCCCUUCAUUUUCGGAGAGUAUCCUGACUCCAUGAAAAAGAAUGCUGGCUCAAGGCUUCCUUACUUCACCACCAGGGAAUCAAAUUUGGUUAAGGGCUCAAUUGACUUCCUUGGAAUCAAUUUUUACUAUGCAUUUUCUGUUAAGAACAACCCGAAAAGCCUGCAGAAAAAGGAUAGAGAUUACACAGCAGAUAUGGCCGUGGAAGCUAAAUUAUACACCGGAAAUGAUACAACUACAGAUGAGGUUCCAGUUAUACCCUGGAUUUUGGAAGGGCUUCUUCAAUCAUUGAAGAAUGAUUAUGGCAAUUUUCCAAUUUACAUUCAUGAAAAUGGUCAACAAACACGUAGAAAUUCAUCAUUAGAUGAUUGGUCAAGGGUGAAGUCUAUGCAUGAAUACAUAGGGAGCCUACAAAAUAUGUUGAGGAAUGGAUUGAAUAUAAAAGGUUACUUUGUAUGGUCUUUUUUGGAUGUCUUUGAGUUACUAGGUGGAUAUGAAGCAAGUUAUGGCUUAUAUUACAUAGAUUUGAAAGAUCCAACUUUGAGGAGGCAACCUAAACUUUCAUCUGUGUGGUAUUCAAAUUUUCUAAACAACAAAACUAUGGACUCAAAGAUCACCAUGAAAAUUGAGAAAAGUUCAUCUAUCUCCAACACUCCCUUGAUGCGUACUGCCGCUUAA